This is a messenger RNA of Pundamilia nyererei, 4098 nucleotides long. It is a transcript of the gene ppfibp1b, whose product is annotated as PPFIA binding protein 1b. Gene Ontology annotation, biological process: neuromuscular junction development. Lineage: Eukaryota; Metazoa; Chordata; Actinopteri; Cichliformes; Cichlidae. The transcript is spliced from 28 exons. Gene Ontology annotation, cellular component: presynaptic active zone. Gene Ontology annotation, molecular function: protein binding. The record is from RefSeq and is a predicted model, not a curated record. Bases 250 to 3237 code for a protein of 995 amino acids.
UAAAUUCCAGGCCAAUCCAAGCCUGUAGCAGGGGUGGGAUUUUUCAGCCAUGACAUGCAAAGUUUUUCAGCGACCCUGUCACUUCGACAUCAUGGCGUAGCGAUGUGCACGGACGGCAGGGUCGUACUGGUGGGCACGGAGAAGUUCAGAACACAACUUUUGUGGAUUUUUCUCAGAAAAAACGAGAAGACGAAACUACGGAAGCGCUGAAAUUCUUCGAGAAGAGUUUGGGUUUGUCAGUGACUGAAGAUGAUGUCUGAUGCCAGCGACAUGUUGGCUGCUGCUCUUGAGCAGAUGGAUGGAAUUAUAGCAGGUUCCAAAGCUAUAGACUACUCCAAUGGUUUGUUUGACUGCCAGUCGCCUACGUCACCUUUUAUGGGUAGUUUGCGAGCGCUUCACCUUUUGGAAGACCUAAGAAGUGUCCUAGAGUUGAUGGACUCGGAGGAAAGGGAGAGUCUACGAUGCCAGAUCCCCGACUCCACAGCUGACAGCCUUGUUGAGUGGCUCCACGGUCACAUGUCUAACGGACACAUUUCAUUGGGUGGAGGUGACCAUUACCAGGAGAGGCUUUCACGACUAGAGAGUGAUAAGGAGUCUCUUGUGCUUCAGGUGAGUGUACUGACAGACCAGGUUGAGGCUCAGGGGGAGAAGAUUCGUGAUCUGGACGUGUGUUUGGAUGAGCACAGGGAGAAGCUCAACGCCACAGAGGAGAUGCUGCAACAGGAGCUUCUGUGUAGAACUGCUCUGGAGACUCAGAAGCUUGAGCUUAUGUCUGAAGUGUCCAACCUUAAGCUGAAACUCAACAGUAUGAAAAACGAGAGGCUUGACUUUGAUGACGGAUUUAGGGACAGUGAGGAUUUGAUUCUUGAAAUUAAUGAGCUGCGGUACAGACUGACUGAACUGGAGACUGAAAAACUACAGUAUGAAAAGAAACUUAAAUCCACUAAGUCACUAAUGGCCAAGCUUUCUAGCCUGAAAAUCAAAAUGGGCCAGAUGCAGUAUGAGAAACAGAGGAAAGAGCACAAACUCCAGGCGAUGAAGGAGGAGCUAGCCAUACUGAGGCGGCAGCUGGAGGGCAAAGACGGAGAGAUGAGGAGACUGCAGGACGAGACGGGCUUCAAGGCCAUCGGCUUGAACGGUGCAGAGCCCACAGACAGAGUCUCUCAUCCAGAUGAAACUCUUAGAAAGAGGCUGAAAGAAAAACAUGUGGAAGUCCAGAGGAUGAAGAAGGCAGUGGAGUCUUUGAUGGCAGCAAAUGAAGAAAAGGAUCGUAAAAUUGAAGAACUGAAACAGUCACUGCUGCGGUACAAGAAAGUUCAAGACAUGGUGAUGUCCGUGCAGGGAAAGAAAGAAACAAAGACAAACGAUAAUGAGCACAUUGAGAGUUCUGGUGAUGGAUGCGCCACAGUCCCAGCUAGCUCUCCGUCUGUGGAGUCAGAAAAACAAGAAGGCACAGAUGCUGAACAACUGAGAGGGAAAAGCCCAGAUGAGAUGGAAAGCCCCAGUAGACUAAGUGAAGAGCCCUCGCCUUCACCCAGCCCGUCUGAUCCAGAGAGAGUGUCAGAAUCUGAACCGGCAGAUGCAGAAAGCAGUCAAGAGAACACAAAGACUGUGACUCAGGAUCACCUGGAUGGGAGCAAAACUGAGCAGAAGACAAGUGAGGAGAUCGGUAGCAUCAGUGAAAAGCCACCCAUAAAUCCUUCAGCCACCUUACCUGCCACCGUAGAGGACGAUCCCUUUGGCUCGAGAAAGGCUCGGUCGUCUUUUGGAAAAGGUUUCUUCAAGAUCCGCGGAGGCAAGAAGACGACCAGUAGUCCAAGCCUUGACCGCAGCAGGAGUGCGAGUGCGCCUAUGCUAGCUGAAACAGAACGACAGGGUACGGACCAUCUCGAUCUGGCAGGGCUGCCACAGAGGUCGAAUAACAGUGACAGCACACACACGCUCCCCACUACUCCAGAAAGCAGAAAAAAAUCCAAAGGAAUAAAAAAGCUCUUUGGGAAGUUAAAAAGGAGCCAGUCUACCACAUUUAAUUUGGAUGACAAUCUACCAGAGGGUGAGUUCAAGCGAGGAGGAGUGCGUGCCACAGCAGGACCCAGACUGGGUUGGUCUCGUGACCUUCAAAGGGUCAACAAUGACGUAGACGCUCCCUUUGCACGCUGGCCGAAGGAUCAGGUGUGCGACUGGCUGCAGGAGCAGGGUCUUGGUCUUUAUGUAAACAUGGCUCGCGCGUGGAUCUCCUCUGGACAGACGCUGCUACAGGCCUCGCAGCUGGACCUGGAGAGGGAGCUGGGCAUCAAACACCCACUGCACAGAAAGAAGCUCCAGCUGGCUCUUCAGGCCCUCGGCUCAGAGGAGGAGGACAAUAAGGGAAAGCUGGACUAUAACUGGGUGACAAGAUGGCUGGAUGACAUCGGCCUGCCUCAGUAUAAGACCCAGUUUGAUGAGGGAAGAGUGGACGGUCGCAUGCUGCACUACAUGACUGUGGAUGACCUGCUUUCCCUGAAGGUGGGCAGCGUUCUGCAUCACCUCAGCAUCAAGAGAGCUAUUCAAGUCCUCCGACUCAACAACUAUGAGCCUAACUGCCUCCGUCGCCGGCCGUCAGACGAGAACAACAUUUCACCGGCAGAGAUUUCCCAGUGGACCAACCACAGGGUGAUGGAGUGGCUGAGGUCUGUGGAUCUCGCUGAAUAUGCUCCCAACCUGAGAGGCAGCGGCGUCCAUGGAGGCCUGAUGGUUCUGGAGCCACGGUUCAAUGUGGAGACGAUGGCUUUGCUGCUGAACAUCCCCCCCAACAAGACUCUGCUGCGGCGCCACCUUGCCACACAUUUCAACCUGCUCAUUGGUUCAGAGGCCCAGCAGCUCAAACAGGAGUGUCUCGAAAACCCAGACUACACUUUGCUUACUGCAACCACUAAGGUCAAGCCAAAGAAACUAUCAUUCGGUAAUUUUGGCAGUCUGAGGAAGAAAAAGCAGGAAGAGAACGAGGAGUAUGUGUGUCCGAUGGACGUGGAGAUGCCAAAGGGUCGGAGCUUCCAAAAAGGCUUCGAGCUCCAAAUCUAUGAAGAUGACCUCGACCGGCUAGAACAGAUGGAGGACUCUGAGGGAACCGUGAGACAGAUUGGUGCUUUCUCUGAGGGCAUUCAGAAUCUGACGAGCAUGCUGAAAGACGACGAACUCUUCAAAGAGAUCUCCAAUUCUCCGAACCCCAGCGUAACCGACGACGACUCCAACGCAUGAGGCUGUCAGCAUCAGACCUGAUCCUGCUGUGAAUGAAACUCUGUGCCAACCCUCUCCACUUGCACACACGCGUCUCAACAAAAAAACAAGAAUGCUCCCACGUUUUCCUCAUUUUUAGUGUUACAUUCAAAGAAGAGCCAAAAGUAUUAGCGUCGUGUCUUUCUAGUUGAUUUUUAAAUGUUGAAGCCUUCGGUCCAGAGGCCACUUUCACUCCUGAACUUAGUCUUCAUUACUCCCGACUGAUGUCAGAGGGAACAUGUAGGAUAACACCACUGUUUGCCUGCCAGCUGGUUUCUGGAGAUAUUAUUUCUGUGUUCUAUUCGGGUACCUUCCUGUUUUAACUGAAGUGAAAACCAGCAAAAAAAAAAAAAACAUCUAGAAAAUGCCUAUAUAGAUUUAAUAUAUGACUUUUAAAUUGCCUUUUGACUGUGGCAAUGCUAGAAGAAAGAGUUGGACUAGAAGUGAUGUGUUGAGACUGUUUCCAUUUUGAAGUUAUAAAGAAAAAACCCUCAAACAGCUGCUAUGUUUUCUACACAACUGAACUCUGCUAAAGGAAAUGAGAACAGUCUUUAAAUAUUAUUCUGUCACUUAUACAUUUACAAAUGUGCAUAUACAGUAUAAAGCAAGAAUCUCGCUGCAUGUUUUGAAACUGCAACACAGUCAUAUACGAACUCAUCAUUGUUUUUACCAAAAAAGGAUUUUUAAUGGAAACCUGCAGUUAUUUCUGGGGAAAUGUUGUGCUGCAAGGAAACGUCUGGUUUUCUCAAAGCGAUAAUGCCCUCUGCAGCUCUCCACCUUCCCUGAAAAGAUGUCUUUUUUGUACACUUAUGCAAUUAAUAAAUCAAUAAAGUAAUUUAAAUA